This is a messenger RNA of Puma concolor (puma), 990 nucleotides long. RefSeq names its product Myb/SANT DNA binding domain containing 4 with coiled-coils (gene MSANTD4). The record is from RefSeq and is a predicted model, not a curated record. NCBI's taxonomy places the organism in Eukaryota, Metazoa, Chordata, Mammalia, Carnivora, Felidae.
AUGAAGCAGUUGAAAAGGAAGAGAAAAAGCAACUUCAGUGUUCAAGAAACUCAGACCCUUUUGAAAGAAAUUACCAAACGCAAAGAAGUCAUUUUUUCCAAGCAGCUCAACACGACGAUUAAUGUGAUGAAGCGGAUGGCGUGGGAGGAGAUCGCACAGUGUGUGAACGCCGUGGGGGAAGGUGAGCAGAGGACGGGGACGGAGGUGAAGAGAAGGUACCUGGACUGGCGGGCGCUUAUGAAGAGAAAGAGGAUGAAGGCCAACAUUAAGCUGGUUGGCUCAGGGUUCCCCCUCCCCACCUCCGACCUAGACGACUCUCUCACCGAAGAGAUGGACGACAAGAUUGCAUUCCGAAACGAUCCCAACUUUGACUGGCAGAACGUGGCAGAUUUCAGGGAUGCAGGUGCAUCCUUAACUGAGGUCAAAGUGGAAGAGGAGGAACGAGACCCCCAGAGUCCCGAAUUUGAGAUCGAGGAGGAGGAGGAGAUGCUGUCGGCCGUCAUCCCGGACUCCAGGAGGGAGAGCGAACUCCCCGACUUCCCCCACAUCGAGGAGUUCUUCACCCUGAACUCCACGCCGUCCCGUUCCGCCUACGACGAGCCCCACGUGCUGGUCAACCUGGAGAAGCAGAAGCUGGAGCUGGAAAAGCGGCGCCUGGACCUGGAGGCCGAGCGGCUGCAGCUGGAGCGGGAGCGGCUGCGGCUGGAGCGGGAGCGGCUGCACGUCGACCGGGAGAAGCUGAGGCUGCAGGUGGUCGGCUCCGAGAAGCCGCCCUCCUCCGACGGUGAGCUGGGCCAGGGCGAGAAGCCGGGGCCGCAGCCCCAGGACCUGGAAACGGAGAGGCUGAAACUCGAGAGGGAGCGCCUGCAGCUUGAGAAGGAGCGGCUGCAGUUUCUGAAAUUUGAGUCGGAGAAGCUGCAGAUUGAGAAGGAGCGCUUACAGGUGGAGAAGGAGAGACUUCGGAUCCAGAAGGAGGGCCACUUGCACUGA